AUGGUAAAACGCAAUCAACAGGAAAGUAACUCAAGAUACACUCAGAGCUUCAAUUUUAAUAAUGAGACACUUUUAAACCCUAAAGAACCAGUAAGACAAAAGCACUUAAGGAAAGGAGAAGAAGAAGAGAAAGAACAACAUUUUAUGGGUCAUCUCAUGAAGUGGUUUUUUGAGGAGCUAAUUGCUUAUUGA
Messenger RNA from Clunio marinus, 192 nucleotides. The record is from the annotation of a GenBank genome assembly. Lineage: Eukaryota; Metazoa; Arthropoda; Insecta; Diptera; Chironomidae.